ACAGUUUCUGUACAGGCGCUUCCUGUCGGGGAGUGCUCGCUAGCUUGUGGAGCAGUUUUGGUCAUGUUUCGGAGUGUUUUGGGUAGAUUGGUGACAGAAACAGUUCGUGUUCACCGCCAUGGGAAGACCGGUCCCUUAAACCAGAGGGUGACAGCCGCCUCGGUGUCGGUCAGGAGCCUCUCAGGCGUGAAGGACGAAGCGCAGCAGCCUUUUGACACCUCCCUGCUUGAGUUCCUGGUAUGCCCGCUGUCCAAGAAGCCACUGAGAUACGAGGCUAAAACCAAUGAGCUGAUCAAUGAGGAGCUCGGUAUCGCCUAUCCCAUCAUUGGUGGCAUCCCAAACAUGAUCCCUCAGGAAGCCAGGCUCAUCCAGAAAGACACCAAUAUCUCGACCACACCAGUGCAAGGGUAG
Molecule: messenger RNA, 411 nt
Organism: Micropterus dolomieu (smallmouth bass)
Lineage: Eukaryota; Metazoa; Chordata; Actinopteri; Centrarchiformes; Centrarchidae
Product: protein preY, mitochondrial-like
Exons: 2
Coding region: 64-411 (115 amino acids)
Source: RefSeq, a predicted model, not a curated record